Calliphora vicina (urban bluebottle blowfly) is the source of this 1658-nucleotide messenger RNA. RefSeq names its product UV excision repair protein RAD23 homolog B-like. Gene Ontology annotation, molecular function: ubiquitin binding; damaged DNA binding; proteasome binding. The transcript has a single exon. Gene Ontology annotation, cellular component: cytosol; nucleoplasm. NCBI's taxonomy places the organism in Eukaryota, Metazoa, Arthropoda, Insecta, Diptera, Calliphoridae. Gene Ontology annotation, biological process: nucleotide-excision repair; proteasome-mediated ubiquitin-dependent protein catabolic process. The record is from RefSeq and is a predicted model, not a curated record. The coding region runs from base 262 to 1407 and encodes 381 amino acids.
AAACAUAUGUUUUUAAACAAUUGCUGACACAUCGUCCCUAUUUUAAGCUGCCGUCAUUUUUUUUUUGUGAAAAUCAUUGGAAAAAAUCGUUUAUUUGUGAAAAUAACGAAAAAUAUUUUAUGAUAGACUAAAAACCGAGUGUAUUAUAGCAGUCGAAUAGUGUUUUUUGAAAAGUAAAAGUGUGCUAAAAGCGAAAAAUUGAGCAAGAAUUAGCGAAAAGAAAGAAAAAAAUAUUAAGAGUAGAGGAAAAAAGCAGCAAUCAUGAAAUUGACUAUCAAAACACUCGACCAGAAAACAUUUUAUGUUGAAUUCGAUGACACCAAAACAGUUUGGGACCUAAAGGCACAUUUGCAGAAAAUGCCGGAAGUUGGUGUGCAGCCAGAGCUACAGCAAUUGAUUUAUGCCGGACGUGUGCUGGACAAUGAUAAUGUCUUGAAAACGUAUAGUAUCGAUGAGAGGAAGUUCUUGGUAGUGAUGGCCAAGAAAUUACCAGCAGCCGCUGCAGCCACAACAACACCAGCAGCUACUGCUGCUGCACCACAGCCAGCAGCAAAAGCUGCCGAACCAGAUGUAGCCAAAACUACAACCACAAGCUCGAAAUCAAGUGAACAGAGUACAGCAUCCGCAACUACUGCAGCCUCUGCAUCACAACCAAAGACUGAAGAGAAAGCCCCAGAGAAGGAGAAAGAAACACCGGCAGCUACAGCUACUGCUGUCUCCACUGGUACCACAACCGAGAGCAGAGCUCCCCUACCGCCACUAGGAAUUGGCAAUGUUUUAGAUGUGUUGGAUAUUUCACCCACAGCAGCAGCUAACGAAGAUAUGGUACGCGAAAUAAUGAGUAUGGGCUAUCCAGAAUCCGAAGUACGUCGCGCUCUAAUGGCCAGUUUUAAUAAUCCAGAUCGCGCCAUUGAAUAUCUCAUUGAAGGAAUACCCGACAUACCAGAUAUGGUAAGUAUGCCACAAUCAGCUGCCCAACCGGCAGCUGCCGUUCCCGCAGCACCUGGCGCACCCACGGGUGGUCCAAAUCCCCUCAACUUCUUGCGUGAAGAUCCACGUUUCAACCAAAUGCGUCGCGUUAUUCGCCAACGCCCCGAAUUGUUAAGCAGUGUUUUAGCUCGCAUUGAGGAAACCAAUCCCGCUCUGUUGGCUGUUAUACGAGAACAUCAAGACGAAUUUGUCGCCAUGAUCAACGAGGAAGCUGGCGUAGAAGCCCCUGAGGGAGGCGGCGGUGCUGCCCCCAGAGAAGAUGUUGUGGAAAUUGUGCUAACCGAAGAUGAAAGACAUGCUGUUGAUCGUUUAGUGGCCUUAGGAUUUCCCCGCGAAAUUGUCUUGCAAGCCUAUAUAGCCUGUGAAAAGAAUGAAGAACAGACCGCUGACUUUUUAUGUCGGCACAUGGAAGAUUAGAGCGUUAGUCAGCGGAAGAGGAAAAUGAGAGAGCGAGCGAGAUAAAGGUAAAGCGUAAAACAGCAAUGAGUACAUAUUAAAGGAGUCAAAAAAGGAGCAUUCAUUGGAUUUACAAACAAAACAAAAAAACAAUAUAUAUUCUUACACAUGUUGUAAAAAUAUUAAUAUAUUAAUAUACAUAUAAUAUUGAAGAUUUAAUUAAACAUCAAACAAAUGAUAAAAUUCGUAAUAAUUCUUGAGAUUCAAAUCAA